Molecule: messenger RNA, 2235 nt
Organism: Galeopterus variegatus (Sunda flying lemur)
Lineage: Eukaryota; Metazoa; Chordata; Mammalia; Dermoptera; Cynocephalidae
Gene: HRH3
Product: histamine receptor H3
Exons: 3
Coding region: 273-1160 (295 amino acids)
Biological process (GO): adenylate cyclase-activating adrenergic receptor signaling pathway
Cellular component (GO): membrane
Molecular function (GO): histamine receptor activity
Source: RefSeq, a predicted model, not a curated record
AGCCUCCGCACCCAGAACAACUUCUUUCUGCUCAAUCUCGCCAUCUCCGACUUCCUCGUGCCUUCUGCAUCCCUCUGUACGUGCCCUAUGUGCUGACCGGCCGCUGGACCUUUGGCCGGGGCCUCUGCAAGCUGUGGCUGGUAGUCGACUACCUACUGUGCACCUCGUCCGUGUUCAAUAUCGUGCUCAUCAGCUACGACCGCUUCCUGUCGGUCACCCGAGCUGUGUCGUACCGGGCGCAGCAGGGUGACACGCGGCGGGCGGUGCGGAAGAUGGUGCUGGUGUGGGUGCUGGCCUUCCUGCUGUACGGGCCGGCCAUCCUCAGCUGGGAGCACCUGUCAGGUGGCAGCUCCAUCCCCGAGGGCCACUGCUAUGCCGAGUUCUUCUACAACUGGUACUUCCUCAUCACGGCCUCCACGCUCGAGUUCUUCACACCCUUCCUCAGUGUCACCUUCUUCAACCUCAGCAUCUAUCUGAACAUCCAGAGGCGCACGCGCCUGCGGCGGGAUGGGGCCCGCGAGGCCGCUGACCCGGAGCCCCUGCCCGAGGCCCCGCCCGAGGCCGCUGACCCGCCGCCCCUGCCGUCCUCCGGCUGCUGGGGUUGCUGGCAGAGGGCGCGCGGGGAAUCCCUGCCGCUGCACAGGUAUGGAGUGGGCCAGGUGGCCCCGGGCGCCGAUGCCGGGGAGGCGUCCCUCGCGGGUGGCAGGGGCAGAGAUGCCCCGGCCUCACCCACCUCCAGCUCCGGCAGCUCCUCAAGGGGCGCCGAGGGGCCGCGCUCGCUCCAGCGGGGCUCCAAGCCGUCAGCGUCCUCAGCAUCCCUGGAGAAGCGCAUGAAGAUGGUGUCCCAGAGCUUCACCCAGCGCUUCCGGCUGUCGCGGGACAAGAAGGUGGCCAAGUCGCUGGCCGUCAUCGUGAGCAUCUUUGGGCUCUGCUGGGCCCCCUACACACUCCUGAUGAUCAUACGGGCCGCCUGCCAUGGGCACUGCAUCCCUGACUACUGGUAUGAGACGUCCUUCUGGCUUCUUUGGGCCAACUCAGCCGUCAACCCUGUCCUCUACCCGCUGUGCCACUACAGCUUCCGCCGAGCCUUCACCAAGCUGCUCUGCCCCCAGAAGCUCAAGAUCCAGCCCCAUAACUCCCUGGAGCAGUGCUGGAAGUGAGCCGGCCUCCCCGGGACCUCCCACUGCCACCCAUCCCAGUCCCAGUUUCCUGGGCAGCUGGCCAAGCUGCCCUCACCUGGCUCGCCCCCCAGGUGUGAGCCACGCCCUCUGUGGCCCACCCUAGAUGCCACGGCAACCUCUCUUAGACCAUCUGCCCUGCGGGAAGGCAGCUGGAGUACUAGCUGGUGGAACUGGAGUGUGGGUGGCUGGUCCUGCCACCCACAUCCUGGCUCCACCCAGCCAUGCUGUCCACCCUCCACGGGCAGUGUGAUGGCUGGUGGUAUCUGCUCCUCACACAAGUAUUGGUUGACGUUCUUCCUAAAGCAAACACUUGGUGUGUGCACCAGGCCUCCAACCAGCAGUCUGCUCCUGCAUGUGACACACCUGCACACACCUGCACACACCUGCACUCCUCCCCUCUCCCUGGACAAGCCUGGGACACUGCCUCUGUUGCUGUCUGUCUCUUGCUUAAGCCCAGGCCCAGCUCCUUUAUCCCUCUUCCCUCCAACUCUCUCUGCCCCCAAAAGUGUCAAGUGGCCCUAGGAACCUCAAAGCUGUCCUCUGCUUUUCCACUCGGGGUAUUUUCAGGAAAAUGAAGAAAACAUGUCUGUGAACUUGAUGUUCCUUGGAUGUUUAAUCAAGAGAGACAAGAUUGCCAAGGAGCUCAGGGCUGGAUUGGCAGGUGUGGGCUCCCACGCCCUCCUCCUGUGCUGCGGCUUCCGGCUGAGCUCGCCAGCUGCUUCUGCUUGCCCCGCCCCUGGGCUUGGGACAUUGGGCUGAUGGGGGUUCUGUAAGUGGCUGGAGCCACAACACCUGCUCUGCCAGGCCAGAGCCUGCCCCUCCCGCUCUGUCUGCUCAACCAGAAUUUCUUGGGGGUUGUUGGACAGGAGGGGACCUGGCAUGCCCUGAGGGUCCUGAGGUUGCAGGUGCCAUCAGAAGGAAACCAGCACCCAGGGAGGGGCCGCUUCACCACGUCCUGUGCACCCAUCAGAUGCUCUGCAUGCCCACCUGCCUGCGUGCCUGCUUUGCUGCCCCUGCAAACCGUGAGGUCACAAUAAAGUGUAUUUUUUUAAUG